Lathyrus oleraceus (garden pea) is the source of this 611-nucleotide messenger RNA. RefSeq lists its product as uncharacterized. The coding region runs from base 190 to 402 and encodes 70 amino acids. The record is from RefSeq and is a predicted model, not a curated record. Lineage: Eukaryota; Viridiplantae; Streptophyta; Magnoliopsida; Fabales; Fabaceae. The transcript has a single exon.
GCCACUACCACCAUUUAACAUACCUUUCUUGUCUUGUAAAUCUUUGUCUUUUUUUCUCACAAGUUUAGCAUAUCUUUUUCCUCCUUAACAACCAAGUAACUCAUCAUCUACUUAUUAUAGCAAACCUCCAUACAUAUUAUUUUCAAACACAAGAAAAAAAGAAGAGAAGUGAAGUUAGAAACUUAAGAUAUGGGAGCUGAUUGGGGACCAGUGAUUGUUGCUGUUGCUUUGUUCAUUUUCUUAUCACCAGGGUUGCUCUUCCAAUUUCCAGCAAGGUUUAGGUGUGUGGAAUUUGGUAACAUGAGUACUAGUGGAAUUUCUAUUUUGAUUCAUGCUGUUAUAUAUUUUUGUAUACUUACCAUCUUAAUUAUUGCUAUUGGUAUUCAUGUACACUUUAACUGAAUCCAAGUUUACCUUGUUCGGCUUUUUGGAAUAUUACUUCUUGGGGUGCAACUUUUUUAAUUUGGCAAGUUGGUUCUAUGUGUUGUGUUUCUAUCUUAUUGUGCUUAGAAGAUAAUUGUUAUUUGUAUAUGAGUUAGAGUACCUUGUAUCUGUAUUCUAGUUGAUCAAUUUUACCUAUCUAAGAAAACUAUGAUAAAAAUAUUGCUCUA